GGAGCGUAGGAUCCGGAAACACUUAAGCGUGUUAGCUGGUUGUGUAUAUAUUUGUCGACCAGGCGGCGUUUUUCUCGGCUGAAGCUGGGGUGCAGGGUCUGAAACGUCUUCUCUUUGAGUCUCCUGGGGUAGAGGACAGAGGCUGCCACAACCUGGGCCGCGGCCUGGGGCCCUGCCUUGGGGGCCCCCACUAGCUCGGGCCAUGCCUGCGGCCGCCGCCCCCAUUAUCAGCUCGGUUCAGAAACUGGUCCUGUACGAGACUAGAGCUAGAUACUUUCUAGUUGGGAGCAAUCAUGCAGAAACAAAAUAUCGUGUUUUGAAAAUUGAUAGAACAGAACCAAAAGAUUUGGUAAUAAUUGAUGAUAGGCAUGUAUAUACUCAGCAAGAAGUGCGAGAACUUCUUGGCCGCUUGGAUCUAGGAAAUAGGACAAAGAUGGGACAGAAAGGAUCAUCUGGGUUAUUUCGAGCUGUUUCAGCUUUUGGUGUUGUAGGCUUUGUCAGAUUUUUAGAAGGCUAUUAUAUUGUGUUAAUAACCAAAAGGAGGAAGAUGGCAGAUAUUGGAGGUCAUGCAAUAUAUAAGAUUGAAGAUACAAAUAUGAUCUAUAUACCCAAUGAUUCUGUACGUAUUACUCAUCCUGAUGAAGCUAGGUAUCUACGAAUAUUUCAAAAUGUGGACCUGUCCAGCAAUUUUUACUUUAGUUACAGCUAUGAUUUGUCCCACUCACUUCAAUAUAAUCUCACUGUCUUGCGUAUGCCCCUGGAGAUGUUAAAGUCAGAAACGACCCAGACUCGCCAGGAGAGUUUCGACAUCUUUGAAGAUGAAGGAUUAAUUACACAGGGUGGAAGCGGUGUAUUUGGGAUCUGUAGUGAGCCUUAUAUGAAGUACGUGUGGAACGGCGAACUUCUGGAUAUAAUUAAAAAUACUGUCCAUCGUGACUGGCUGCUGUAUAUUAUUCAUGGGUUCUGUGGGCAGUCAAAGCUGUUGAUCUAUGGACGACCUGUGUAUGUCACUUUAAUAGCUAGAAGAUCCAGUAAGUUCGCUGGGACCCGUUUUCUCAAGAGAGGUGCAAACUGUGAGGGUGAUGUCGCAAAUGAAGUGGAAACGGAACAAAUACUCUGCGAUGCUUCUGUCAUGUCUUUUACUGCAGGAAGUUACUCUUCUUAUGUGCAAGUUAGAGGAUCAGUUCCCUUAUACUGGUCUCAGGACAUUUCAACUAUGAUGCCUAAGCCACCUAUUACAUUGGAUCAGGCAGAUCCAUUUGCCCAUGUGGCUGCUCUUCACUUUGACCAGAUGCUUCAGAGGUUUGGCUCCCCCAUCAUCAUCUUAAAUUUAGUGAAGGAACGAGAGAAAAGAAAGCAUGAGAGAAUUUUGAGUGAAGAACUCGUAGCUGCUGUGACCUACCUCAACCAGUUUUUGCCUCCCGAGCACACGAUUAUUUAUAUUCCUUGGGAUAUGGCCAAGUACACCAAAAGCAAGCUGUGUAAUGUUCUGGAUCGCCUGAACGUGAUUGCAGAAAGUGUGGUGAAGAAAACAGGCUUCUUUGUAAACCGCCCUGAUUCAUACUGUAGCAUUUUGCGGCCAGAUGAAAAGUGGAAUGAACUAGGAGGAUGUGUGAUUUCCACCGGUCGCCUGCAGACUGGUGUUCUUCGAACCAACUGUGUGGACUGUUUGGAUCGCACCAACACAGCACAGUUUAUGGUGGGGAAAUGUGCUCUGGCUUAUCAGCUGUAUUCCUUGGGCUUAAUUGACAAACCGAAUCUACAGUUUGAUACAGAUGCAGUUAGGUUAUUUGAGGAACUCUAUGAAGAUCAUGGGGAUACCCUGUCCCUUCAGUAUGGUGGUUCCCAACUUGUUCAUCGUGUAAAAACCUACAGAAAGAUAGCGCCGUGGACCCAGCACUCAAAAGACAUCAUGCAGACCCUGUCUAGAUAUUACAGCAAUGCCUUUUCAGAUGCCGAUAGACAAGAUUCCAUUAAUCUCUUCCUGGGAGUUUUCCAUCCCACUGAAGGGAAACCUCAUCUCUGGGAACUCCCGACAGAUUUUUAUUUGCAUCAUAAAAAUACCAUGAGACUUUUACCAACAAGAAGAAGUUAUACUUACUGGUGGACACCAGAGGUAAUAAAACAUUUACCACUGCCUUAUGAUGAAGUUAUCUGUGCUGCGAACUUAAAGAAGUUGAUAGUGAAGAAGUUUCACAAAUACGAAGAGGAGAUUGACAUCCACAACGAAUUUUUUCGACCAUACGAGCUGAGUAGCUUUGAUGACACCUUUUGCUUGGCUAUGACGAGUUCAGCGCGUGACUUCAUGCCUAAGACUUUUGGCAUUGAUCCAAGUCCGUUUACAGUGCGUAAGCCAGAUGAAACCGGAAAAUCAGUAUUGGGAAACAAGAGCAACAGAGAAGAAGCUGUGUUACAGCGGAAAACGGCCGCCAGUGCCCCACCGCCGCCCAGCGAGGAGGCCGUGUCCAGCAGCUCUGAGGACGACUCCGGGACCGACCGGGAGGAGGAGGGCUCCGUGUCCCAGCGCUCCACGCCAGUGAAGAUGACUGACACGGGCGACAGUGCCAAAGUGACCGAGAAUGUGGUCCAGCCCAUGAAAGAGGUGUAUGGAAUCAACCUCUCAGAUGGCCUCUCAGAAGAAGAUCUCUCCAUUUAUUUAAGAUUUGUGCAGCUGGGGCAGAGUCAACAUAAACAAGACAAGAGCAGCCAGCAGUUCUGUUCCAGGUGCCCAGAUGGAGUUAUAAAAUUCCUCUGCAUGCAGGAAGGGGAGUUCAGAUGGAUACUGAGGAAUCUAAUUUAUGUUAUCUGUCGGAGUCUGCCCUGCUAGCUACCCAGUUAUCUAUGCAUAUUCCUCUUGCUAUAAGUAGAACCCACUCCUUCCCCCAUACAUCACCGCAUCCCACUCAAAGCCCAGGAUCUCUGGGUUUUGUGGAGCUCUCUUUAAGUCCAGAUGAGGCUUUUUGUGAUCUAGUGACCUGUAAAUUAAAAGACUGCCUGUCUGCUCUCAAUAUACACUGGUGGCAAAGGAGGAUUAAAACUCUCCAGAAAGGGAGAGAAUAGAAACAUACAAUUGCCAUUUUAUUAGCAGUCAUCAAAUGCCACUAGGCAAGAAUGGUGAAAGCACCCUGCUCGCAUCAGAUGGAGUGAGGUCCUUGAGUAGCCAUGGGAAGGACUCCCUUGUUCAUUAAAAUCAUGACCCAAAUCUAACUGAUAUCCUAGCCAUCUCCCAUUAGCUGCAAUAAAAGUAAAGCUGAUAGGCAGUCAUUUUUUAAUUUUCCUAACUUUACCUGUAUUUCUUUCUGCUGCCAUAGUUGUAAUAAUGCUUGAUUAGCCAGAUGUAAGUGAACCGUGAGAUUAAGGGCUCUACCACAUUCUCUGCACUUCCCCCAAGUCUCUGCAUCACUAGGAUAGCAGCCACAUCUGGACCCUGUGGUAUUCACCUGUCUCUGAGGAGACCAAGUCCUGAUGGAGUAGAAAUGGGAGUUGAGCUGGAAAAGAGUUUCUCUGAACAAAGCCCUGGGUAAGGAGAAGUGGUGUGGCAAUGCCUCCCUCCGCAGCAAGGACAGUAUAGCCAUGCAGGCAACAAUAUGUCACAUUUAGGGACCGUCCAGCUUUGGGGAUGGGUGAAAAAUAUACUUUAAAAACAGACAUGCCUAGUUGGUUCUGGGAAGAAGACGGCAGCAACAUAGUUUUUUAAAUCUCUGAAUCAUCACAUAAAACAGAACAACUAGGGAGCACAACCAAAUACACAUGGGCAGUAUUUACCUCAAACCGCAUAAGUUAUCCACAAAUCACAAAAUAUAAGCAGGUGGUGGAGGUAAACCGCCAACAGCCAGAAGACCUGCAUGAUAUUCGUGCUGUACGAGAGGAAGGAGUCAGGAGGGGACAGCAGGGCAUCUGACAGACCUGAGACCAGGAGAGCCCCAGAGUAGCUAAGAGGAGUGCACUGGAAAUGACUGCGGGCUAAUCUGAGCACAGCAGCUGAAACUGGGAGGGGUUUUACCCAAUUCAGUGCCAGCUGAGUGCAGGGACUCUUGGUGGGUUCUGAAAAGAGCUGAGGCAGUCUGGGCCAGAUUAACUCCUGAACCCGACGGCCAAAGCUCCCUUCCAGGCCAGGGCACCCGUCUGAGGAGAAAGUGCCGACAGUGGAGUCAAAACUGGGCAGGACAGUGGCAGGAGGCAGGAGGGAAAGAGAAAGUCCAGAUAGAAGAGGGGAGAGAGAAGAGGUAAAGGAAAUCUCAGAAAGCAAGCUGCCAUGUUUUUAAACAAGUUAGUCAGAUUUUCCUGAACUACACUCCAUUCUAAAGGUUCAGGAAAAUUUAAUUUUGCAUAAUGAGCAACAGGAAAGUAUCGAGGUCCAAACCCAUAUAAAGUUAUUAGGAGAAUGAAAGAACACAGAGCAGAAUAACAUCCCUCCGUUGAAAGCAUGCCAGAAAGACAACUUGAUAAAAGAGGUCAAAACUGAAGCAUACUAUUUCAAAAUGAGCUUAAAAUACAAAACGUUAAAAUUCAAAAAGAAACGAAGAAAAAAAGAUUUAAGAGAAAGUGUCAAAUAUUGGCAAUAGGCAAGGAAGAUUUAGCAUGGAUAGGAGUCGUCUUGAUGAAGAAAAACAAAGCAAGGGAACAAAAAAAAUACUAAAAACAGUAAUGCCAAUUUUUUUUUCUGAAAUAUAAAACUACGUGUUUGAAUAGCACAACACAUACCUGAGAAUAGUGACCAAAAAUGAUACAGUAUAGUAUGUUAACUGGACUUUAAAGGAAAAAGAUCCUUUAGACAUCUAAAAAGAGAAAGUGACUUUUAAGGGAAAGAAAAUUAGAUUAUUCUCAGGCUUUAUGUCAGAGAAAAAAAACUUUAUGUCAGAAAAAAAAAAAAAUGGAGCACAGAUGGUCCCCAGCUUACAAUGGUUCAACUUAAAAUUUGGGGGCUUUACGAUGGUGCAAAAGCAAUAUGCGUUCAAUGGAAACCAUACUUCAGAUUUUGAAUUUUGAUCUUUUCCUGAGCAAUGAUAUACAGUAUGAUACUCUCUUGCGAUGCUGGCUCCCACUGGACAAAGAUGGGAAAAUUUGCACUUCAAUAAGGAUAUUAAUUACAGUAGGAUGGAACUCAUCAAAUAUUUUUAAAUCCAUGAGUUUAUGAUGAUUUUCUAAAAAUCUGGUCACCUUAGAAGGAUGAUAAGGAACUAUUUCAUUAUCUGGAAAACAAAGAAUCAAGCAUAUGACUCUGAAUCAUAUGAAUUGUACCGUUGGGUAACCAAACAAGAGAUGAGGAAAAAAAUCUUUUUAAAAAAGUGUGACAGGGCUUCCCUGGUGGUACAGUCGUUAAGAAUCCACCUGCCAAUGCAGGGGACACGGCUUCGAGUCCUGGUCCGGGAAGAUACCACAUGCCGCAGAGCAACUAAGCCCGUGCGCCACAACUAUUGAGCCUGCGUUCUAGAGCCCACGAGCCACAACUACUGAAGCCCAUGCACCUGGAGCCCAUGCUCCGCAACAAGAGAAGCCACCGCAAUGAGAAGCCUGCACACUGCAAUGAAGAGUAGCCCCUGCUGGCCGCAACUAGAGAAAGCCCACGCACAGCAACAAAGACCCAAUGCAGCCAAAAAAAUAAAUAAAAUAAAUAUAUUUUUUAAGUGUGACAACUGAUAAAUGAAAAAAAAUAAGAUAAUUAUCAUCUGGCAAUCCCCAGUGAACUAAUGGAUCUAAGCAUUGCAUAUCAGUGACUGGAUCUAGGCAUUGCAUAUCAGUGACUGUGGGCAUCAAAAAAGAUAAACAGCUAGACACUGUGGCCCUCCUGAUGACACAGCACUCUACCACCUGUGGUCUCGCCACAGCAGUUGAAGCAAAUUCUCACCAAGCCUCCGGAUCCAAUUGCUGGCUUGCAGGAAAUAUAAAGGACAGAGGAAGAUUUUUGAACUGCAUCAUGAAUAUGCCAUCAGCAAAACCCAGACGAGAGAAACUCUACAACCUGGUUUCUUCGACAACUUGUAAGGAAAAGAUAGGAGGGAGAAUCUGUAGAUUAAAAGGCCUAUCACACUUUUAAACUAUAGUCUCGGGAUGCACAAUUGAAUGAAAAAAAAUCUUUUUUUUUUUUUUUAAAGUGCAAAGAAGUGCUUACUGUAGAAGUCAGGUUGAUGGCUACUUAUGAGGGGAGGGAGGG
Molecule: messenger RNA, 6154 nt
Organism: Orcinus orca (killer whale)
Lineage: Eukaryota; Metazoa; Chordata; Mammalia; Artiodactyla; Delphinidae
Gene: FIG4
Product: FIG4 phosphoinositide 5-phosphatase
Exons: 23
Coding region: 203-2827 (874 amino acids)
Biological process (GO): phosphatidylinositol dephosphorylation
Cellular component (GO): intracellular membrane-bounded organelle
Molecular function (GO): phosphatidylinositol-3,5-bisphosphate 5-phosphatase activity
Source: RefSeq, a predicted model, not a curated record